Molecule: messenger RNA, 1653 nt
Organism: Ostreobium quekettii
Lineage: Eukaryota; Viridiplantae; Chlorophyta; Ulvophyceae; Bryopsidales; Ostreobiaceae
Source: the annotation of a GenBank genome assembly
AUGGCCCAUGCGUGGCAACAGGGUCGGCGCCGUCCGCUUCACGCCGAGGGCGCCCUCCUGUGCCUUGUGCUGGCGCUGGCGAACGCCAUCAAGGUCGAUGCCCGACCGCGGCCCAGCGGCAGCAGCGUUCUUCGGGGCGAGGUCUUCAGCGCGGAGCCGCGCUAUUGGAAAGGCCCCGAGCCGAUCACUCUGUGCGAGGAGAAGUACUGGAACGCCACGCUGGAUCACUUCGCGUGGGAUCCACCUGAUGGGAGUGCAACCUACUCGCAAAGAUACUUCCUGUGUCCUUCCUUCUGGAAGGCAUCACAUGACGGAGAGAAAGGCCCAAUCUUCGUGUACCUCGGGAAUGAGGCAGAUGUCACGCUGUACCUGAAUGCGACGGGACUUAUGUGGGAACAUGCACAGGACUACGGCGCCCUGCUGGUGUUUGUGGAGCACAGGUACUAUGGAAAUUCAGUGCCUUCUGGAGGUGAAGGGAAAAAGGCAAAGCAAUACCUCACAACAGAACAGGCCCUUGCAGAUUAUGCGGAAUUUAUCUCUGGUUUGAAAUGUCAGCUCAAUGCCACCAAUUCUCCAGUAGUUGGUUUUGGUGGGUCGUAUGGUGGCAUGCUGGCAGCGUGGAUGCGGAUGAAGUACCCCCAUGUUGUAGAUGGGGUGAUUGCAGCAUCGGCACCAAUAUGGUCUUUCUUGGGUGAGGAACCUGCCUAUGACACAGGUGCCUACUAUAAAAUUGUGACAUAUGCUGCAAGUCCAGCGGCUGGUUGUGCAGAAUCUUGUGUUCCCAAUGUUCGCAGAGCAUGGGACACAAUGCUAGAGAUGUUCAAAACAGAUGAAGGGCGCGCUGCGGUGAAGGAGGCAAUGGGGAUCUGUGAUGCAGUGCCCAUGAAAGGCAAUGCAUGGAACCUCAUCAACUGGGCUGCCACCCCUUUCAGCCUGUUUGCAGAAGGGAGUUACCCAUUCCCCUGCAACUACCUGACCAACGGUGGCGGAUCGCUGCCUGCAUAUCCAAUGCGGGUAGCCUGCAACACAUUUCUGUCAGAGCCAAUGAAUGGAACAGAUCUUCUGGCAGGUAUCGCAAGUGCUGCGUCCUUGCUGUACAACAGUACUGGCAAUUUGGAUUGUUUCGAUUUCUUGGCUGGCGUCAACAACGCUUCGUCUGUUGUUGAUCAUCUAUGGAAUUGGCAAUACUGCACAGAGAUGUUCCAGCCUUUUGGCAUGGAUGGAGUCAAUGACAUGUUCUGGGAUGCUCCUUACAAUGAGUCAGAGACCAUUAAAUGGUGCGUGAAUGACAUUGGCGCACUGCCGCGGCCUUUGUGGGCAACCACGGAGUGGGGAGGAAGAAAAAUCCACACAACCUCCAACAUAGUAUUUAGCAACGGCGAGUACGACCCAUGGAGAGGCGGUGGAGUCACGAACCACGAGUCAGACUCCGUCACAGUGUUCACCAUUGCCGAGGCGGGACAUCAUGUGGAUUUGAUGUUCUCUCGACCUGAAGAUACCGAUGCCAUCAAAGCUGCAAGGGCUAUUGAAUUGACGAGCAUAUCGAAAUGGAUUGCCGAGGCGAGGCAAAGCAGAAGGACUCCCCAGGGACAGCAAGGGCAUCAUCGAGUUGCGCCUGAGCAUUCGGCCAGCAUGAAGGAUUGGGAACUGUAG